This is a messenger RNA of Trematomus bernacchii (emerald rockcod), 2452 nucleotides long. RefSeq names its product RNA binding motif protein 4.1 (gene rbm4.1). The coding region runs from base 186 to 1445 and encodes 419 amino acids. The transcript is spliced from 3 exons. Gene Ontology annotation, biological process: mRNA splicing, via spliceosome. The record is from RefSeq and is a predicted model, not a curated record. NCBI's taxonomy places the organism in Eukaryota, Metazoa, Chordata, Actinopteri, Perciformes, Nototheniidae. Gene Ontology annotation, molecular function: mRNA binding; zinc ion binding. Gene Ontology annotation, cellular component: nuclear speck.
GCUGUAACGAUAGUCUCUCCUAAGAAGGUUAAGGUGCUAGCAGAGUUAGCUGCCUGCUCCUGCUAUGGUGUUUGCUUGCUCAUGAACUGCUAACGUCAGUCAGUCGUAAAGGGUUCAAUCGUCAUUCAUUCUCCGAGGGAAGAGACGCUCAUCGCAGUUUUAAAUCGUGACGUGGGAGCUCCACGAUGGUGAAAAUAUUCAUCGGGAACUUGUCACCAGACACAACAUCGGAAGAACUUCGCUCUCUCUUCUCCCAAUAUGGCAAGAUUGGAGAAUGCAGUAUUGUCAAGAACUACGGCUUUGUGCACAUGGAUGACAAAGCGGAGGCGGAAGAAGCCAUCAGCAACCUCCACCAUUAUGAGCUAAAUGGCCAGCCCAUGAAUGUAGAGAUGAGCCGUGGCAAGUCAAGAGGAUCCACUAAACUACAUGUUGGCAACAUUGCCUGUACCAACCAGGAGUUGAGGGCCAAGUUUGAAGAGUUUGGCUCUGUGUUAGAGUGUGACAUAGUAAAAAACUAUGCUUUUGUUCACAUGGACCGGAUGGAGGAUGCCUUGGAAGUCAUUAAUCAUUUAGACAACACAGCUUUUAAAGGCAAACUGAUGAGCGUGAAGCUUUCGACUAGCCGCCUGCGUACUGCGCCGGGAAUGGGAGACAGAUCGGGUUGUUAUCGUUGCGGGCAGGAAGGCCACUGGUCCAAAGAAUGCCCUCUAGACCAAAACGGAUACCACAGAAACGGCUCAGAGCCAAAGUCUGAUGGAUACGAUACUUCGAGAUUUGGCGGGCGUGCUCACAAUCGGGGUUAUCCGGACUUCAGUGGCGAUCCAGAUUAUGCUGGCGGCUAUGCUCCUGUGCAUGGUUAUUCCCGGGGUUCUGGUCACAGCAGCAGCAUGGCAGGGUACGGAAGGGGUUCGGACUACGAGAGUGCAAUGAGAUACGGGCCGCAUCCAGAUUAUGGCAUAAGCGCUGUUCCUGAACAUAGCAUGGCUCGGAUGUAUGGCAGUGAGGCGACAUACAGGAGCAACGGCUCGGUCUAUGGCGCGGUACCACCCUACCCGAUGCGGCGGUCGCCUUACGACGAAAGGGAUCCGUACGGGGUUGUGGACUACUACGAGAGGUACAGGGUCAAUUCUUAUGGCGGCAGUUAUUUCGAGGAACGUCGCACUGUCCCGUUGCCAGCUCCAUCCACGCCUUCCACAGCGUUAAUGCGGGAACGUCUGCCCCCCUCUAGCCUCGACCCAUACGAGUGUCCUCCCCUCCCUCAUCCACCAGCCCCAGUCUCCGCAUACUACGCACGUGACCGGAGUCCGAUUCGGAGAAUCCCUGUCGAGGCAGGUGGAUAUGCAUAUGAGCGUUCACGCCUUUCUCCGGUCCCCGCCCUACCAAGAAGUUCUACCUAUGACCAUCUGCGGGAUCCCGGUGCCGAUCGGGCACGAUAUGCAUACUAAUCCUUGUCCAAUACAGCCAGGUGCGAGCUGUCUGACAUUUAGUGGGUAGGAUAGCCUAAGUGCCAUUGGAAUCACUGAAAAUGUAAAGUAAACAUUACUUGUCAUUUGUAAUAUCAAAGGCAAAAAUCCGCCCUCUUUGUAUGUAAAGCGUUUCAGUAGUAAGAUGACUAUACAGUUUACAAACCAUAAUAGUCAACGAGUAGAUUCCAAUGUGGAUGGUUAUCUGCCCUCACAUGCUAUGAUCUCAUUCCAGGUACUUUGAAAUGCAGUAAAAAUAAUGCUCUGUUGACACCUGUCAUUGUCCUUUUUACUUGUUUUGGUUUUGGUGCAGCUCAGGCUUAGCCUAAGUGCCGGCUUAGCCUAAGUGCCGAUACUAGGUUAAUUUAACUUGUGUUGGACGUCUAUUCAAGAGACUAGAAGAACUGCAUUUUUGCCCCUCUCAAAGUAGCUAUAUGUUUAUACACUAUUUAGACUCUGUUAAUAGAAGCAAAUGAAAUGAGUGCAUGGUGCAUGUUUUAAAGGGAACCUUAGUUUCACUAAUUGAGUUUGUUGUUUUUUUUCAGCAAAAUCUAGUAUUUUACCAUUUUACUUUGACUGUUUGUGCGAGUUCAUUGUUAUUAGAUAUGUGAAGCAAUGCGAAAACAAAAUUGAAUACUGUAUGCUUCCCCACUUACGUUGUUUAACCUGUGGGCUUAAAUGUCACACCUGUACCAAAUAUAGACCUGCACACAAAAAAAUGGUUAGACUUUUUUUAUUUGGGUUAUAUCAAACAUUUUGUGAAAUUAAGUUGAACUUUAUAUCCAUCUGCAUUGUGAUGUUUUUAUCGGUAGGUGCAUUACUUUCAUUAUAGAUAAUAGAUAAUAGAUUUUAAUUGCUGUGAUAAGUAUGAGGCUUCGCAACUUAAAACACAUGUUGUUGAGUUUCAUAAUGACUAUGACCUCAAAUGUCUAUGCUGUUUGUUUCGAUUUCUAAUGAAGAGGAUACAAAUAAAAUCAGUUUCUCUAAAG